This is a messenger RNA of Musca domestica (house fly), 3353 nucleotides long. Its product is annotated as glycine dehydrogenase (decarboxylating), mitochondrial. Gene Ontology annotation, biological process: glycine decarboxylation via glycine cleavage system. Lineage: Eukaryota; Metazoa; Arthropoda; Insecta; Diptera; Muscidae. The record is from RefSeq and is a predicted model, not a curated record. Gene Ontology annotation, cellular component: mitochondrion; glycine cleavage complex. Gene Ontology annotation, molecular function: pyridoxal phosphate binding; glycine dehydrogenase (decarboxylating) activity; glycine binding. The transcript has 6 exons. The coding region runs from base 280 to 3252 and encodes 990 amino acids.
GUUUUAAAAGCCUAGCGACAUUGAUGCCGGAGGCUGGUUGGUAGUCAGUCGCUGGAUGGUGAUAAGACACGAAACACACUCUCGGAUUAUUGGUGAUAAGCCACACAUAGAUCGGAAUUAUUAUUAUUAUUGAAUAUCAACGCAAUUUUUGGAUUUUGAAAUUCAGUCAGCAUUCGACUCUCGCCGACAACGGUCUUGGGGACUUGGGAGUCUAGUUUAAGAUUUUGUUGGAUUUUAUUUUUUCUGGAUUAAGUGGAUUUGUGAAGUGAAGUGAAGAAAAUGUAUCGUCUCUCUAUUAAGUGUACACGCAAUGCCCUCUCAUCCGUGACACUGACCAAAUUCAGUGUCAGAUGUUUGGCCACCACCACCUCCGUGGAUGGGGUUUUGUUCCCAACCAAAUCGGAUUUCCCCAGCCGUCAUAUUGGACCACGCAAAACUGAUGUGGUUUCCAUGUUGGAUACUUUGGGAUAUAAGUCUCUGGGCGAGCUGACCGAGAAAGCUGUACCUAAACCCAUACAAUUGCAACGUGAUUUGAAUUUGGAUAAGCCUCUGAACGAACACGAAUUGAUUGUCCGCAUCCGUAAUAUUGCCAAAAAGAAUCAAAUAUGGCGUUCCUAUAUCGGCAUGGGCUAUCACAAUUGCCAUGUGCCCCAUACCAUUUUGCGGAAUAUCUUUGAAAAUCCCGGCUGGACAACACAAUAUACCCCAUAUCAACCGGAAAUUGCCCAGGGUCGUCUGGAAUCCCUGUUGAAUUAUCAGACUUUAGUCUCGGAAAUGACUGGUCUCGAUGUGGCCAAUGCUUCGUUGUUGGAUGAAGGCACGGCAGCGGCAGAGGCAAUGUGUUUGUGUACACGCCACAACAAACGCAAGAAGAUCUUCUUGUCCAACAAAAUUCAUCCCCAAACUUUGUCGGUUGUCAAGACCCGAGCCGAGGCCUUGGAGUUGGAAGUUGAGGUGGGCUCAAUUGAAAGUGCUGACUUGACAAGUCGGGAAAUUUCCGGUAUUCUCUUACAAUAUCCCGACACUUAUGGUGAUGUUAAGGACUUUGAGAGCAUUGCUGAGACUGCCCGGAAAAAUGGAACCCUUGUUGUGGUGGCCACUGACCUUUUGGCCUUGACCAUGUUGCGUCCCCCAGCCGAAUUUGGUGCCGACAUUGCUGUGGGUACAUCUCAACGUUUGGGUGUGCCAUUGGGUUAUGGUGGUCCUCAUGCUGGCUUUUUUGCCUGCAAACAAAAUUUGGUUCGCCUCAUGCCGGGUCGUAUGAUUGGUGUUACCCGUGAUAUGGAUGGCAAUGAUGCCUAUCGGUUGGCCUUGCAGACACGUGAGCAGCAUAUACGUCGCGACAAGGCCACCAGUAAUAUUUGUACAGCCCAGGCGUUGCUGGCCAAUAUGUCUGCCAUGUAUGCCAUUUAUCAUGGACCGGAGGGUCUUAAGGCCAUAGCAAAUCGUAUUCAUCAUUUCACACUGGCCCUGCAGGCAGGACUAAAAGGAGCUGGCCACACAGUUAACAACAAGCAUUUCUUUGAUACCUUACAUGUCACUCUGGGAGCGGACAUGACCGUGGAGGAACUGAAGGGACGGGCUGAAUUGAAACAAAUCAAUUUCCGUUACUUCCCUGAUGGCAGUGUCGGUGUGGCCCUCGAUGAAACUGUGGGCCCCAAGGAUUUGGAUGAUUUGUUGUGGGUCUUUAAGGGCAAGACAUUGGAACAAGUUUUGGCCACGAACGACAUUCUCGGUACCUCGAUUGAAAAGACACCAUUCUAUCGUACCUCCUCGUAUUUGACUCAUCCCAUUUUCAAUGCCUAUCACAGUGAAUCGCGUAUGGUGCGUUACAUGAAGAAAUUGGAGAAUAAAGACAUCUCGUUGGUCCAUUCCAUGAUCCCCUUGGGUUCAUGUACCAUGAAGCUGAAUGCCACCACAGAAAUGAUGCCCUGCUCAUUCCGUCACUUCACGGACAUACAUCCGUUUGCUCCUGUCGAACAGGCCCAGGGUUAUCAUCAAAUGUUCAAAGAAUUGGAAGAUGAUUUGUGUGAAAUUACGGGUUAUGAUAAAAUCUCUUUCCAACCCAACUCUGGAGCCCAGGGAGAAUAUGCUGGUUUGAGGGCCAUUCGUUCAUACCAUGAGCAACGCAAUGAGGGUCAUCGCAAUAUCUGUCUUAUUCCCAUUUCGGCUCAUGGCACCAAUCCUGCCUCGGCACAAAUGGCUGGCAUGAAAGUUGAACCCAUUCGCAUUCUUAGCGAUGGCAGUAUCGACAUGGCCCAUCUGAAGGAUAAGGCAGCGGAGCAUGCCAACAAUUUGUCAUGUCUUAUGAUCACCUAUCCCUCAACUAUGGGUGUGUUUGAAAGUACCGUGGCCGAUAUCUGCAGCCUUAUACACAAAUAUGGUGGUCAGGUUUAUUUGGAUGGUGCCAACAUGAAUGCCCAGGUGGGUCUUUGCCGCCCCGGUGAUUAUGGCAGUGAUGUGUCCCAUUUGAAUCUGCACAAGACUUUCUGUAUUCCUCAUGGUGGUGGUGGUCCUGGCAUGGGUCCCAUUGGUGUCAAGGCCCAUUUGGCUCCCUUCUUGCCUGGACAUCCGGUUAUUAGUCCCUCCGAUAAUGAGGCUACCAGUUUUGGUGUCGUCUCUGCCGCUCCAUUUGGCAGUUCGGCCAUUUUGCCCAUCUCCUGGUCAUACAUUAAACUAAUGGGUAGCCGUGGCUUGAAACGUGCCACCCAGGUUGCCAUUCUCAAUGCCAAUUACAUGUCGAAACGUUUGGAACAGCACUACAAGACCCUGUACAAAGAUCCACAAAAUGGUUUGGUGGCACAUGAAUUUAUUCUGGACAUUAGAGAUUUGAAGAAAUCGGCCAAUAUUGAGGCAGUCGAUAUCGCCAAACGUUUGAUGGAUUAUGGUUUCCAUGCACCCACAAUGUCAUGGCCUGUGGCUGGUACUUUGAUGAUUGAACCCACCGAAUCGGAGGAUAAAGAGGAAUUGGAUCGUUUCUGUGAUGCUCUGAUAUCGAUUCGUGAAGAAAUUGCUCAAAUCGAAAAUGGCACAAUGGAUAAGCAAGUAAAUCCUUUAAAGAUGGCACCACACACACAGUCGCAAGUUAUUUCCGAUAACUGGAAUAGACCAUAUAGUCGGGAAAUGGCCGCCUUCCCAGCUAUAUUCAUCAAACCCGAAUCCAAGAUCUGGCCCACAGUGGGUCGCAUUGAUGACGCCUAUGGUGAUAAGCAUCUUGUCUGCACCUGUCCCCCAAUUUUACCUGAUUUGUAAAACAAAUGUUUCCCGUGCCUUGUGAAUCUUUUUCUUUCUUAAUUAUUUGUAUAUUUUCGUAUAUUUAAAUAAAAAAAACAUUUUAAAUUUAAGGUUUUAAA